GACGCUUGAAGUUUUUGUCAUCCCAUAUCCUUCAAGAACCUCACCACCAAAGCAGCUGCAAAUUCAUUGAGCAAUUGUUCAAAAACUUUGUCGCAAGUUAUUGGGACAAAUUAGUUUUUCACAUAAUCAACCACCGAAACUUACAUAUUCAUGGACCUUAGAAAGUAACGACGAGACUGACCCCUUCUCACUCACCAAGUAGAGGAAGGGUUAGCAGAGUCGGACUUCGAGAAGAGGUCGGGCGAGGCGAGUAGCUACACCUGCAUUGAUGAAAAGCCAAGGAGCUCGUGAAGAGUCAGAGCUGGAAUAGUUUAAUUUUUUGUUACAUGGUUAGGAGUACAAACUGGAGGUUCUAAGUUCAUUCAUUUUAAGUAUUGGGAUUGUCAUUGUCCCAGAUGUUCAGCCUUUUUGUUUGAAAUUCUUAAACAUUGUCGGUUUAUUUAUUUUAAAAAGUUGUUUGGGUUGCUCCGUAGUAACCGGUUUGUGGUUUGAGUUAUGGCUUGGUUUUCGAAAAAGGUCGGGUCGUUUCAAUUUGGGCCGAGUAUGUGUUGUCUCUCUACAAAGGUGGGCUUUGAGGAAAAAGAAGAUGAGUUUAAGAGCUUAGCAACUGGGCUUUCAAAGGAUUUUAGCCCAAUCCCGUCUAGAGGAGAGUUCUUUGACUCUUAUUUCGAGGACUUCAAAAGAGAGGAGGAAGAAUUGCUCGACUAUAGAGAACGUGACAUAUGUCACGUGGGUGAAGGAGAGUCGAGGAAAAUUGGAGUUCCGCGAGAAGAGUUCAUUCAAGGGAUCGAACGCAAUUGGAAACGAAGAAAUCGAAAGGUCAAGGAGGUGGAAGUCAACUGCAACCUUGAGGGCAAGGUUGCUUUCAAGAGGGGUGGAUUGUUAGAACCCACGUUUUAGGGUGUCUCUUAUUAUUUAUUAGUAGGAUAGUUAUAAUUAUAGUUAGUAGAGAUUUAGUCAAAGUAGAAUUAUUAUUAGGUUUUUCCAAUAUUUCCCUAUAAAUAUGUAAUUGAUAUUCAUUCAGAAUCAAUCAAGAAAAUCAAGAAAAGUAUUAAGCAAAGUAUCUCUCAUAAACCUAAUUUCUCUCAUCUCCUAAUUUAUAUUCUCUCAUAAUCCAAGGCUUCGGCCGAUUCUUGAUUCUAUUUUUUUCUUCUCAUUUAAAUCCCUAAUUAUUUCUUUCAACUCCUAAAUCCCUAUUUGUUACGAGUAAUUGCGGGUGUCAGAGAUCAGUCCCUAGAAUCCCUAGAAGUGGGGUUCUUUCAGACUGUUAAUUAGAGAUGAUCCAUAUUGGUGGAAAGUUGGUGAAAAAGGAGGCAUUGCAGUAAUAGACAAGAACCUAAUUGAACAUUGUUAUAAGUUAUAAGGCUCCUAGUGUUACAUGUCAUAGCUUGAAUUAGGAGCACUUCUACUGAUUAGAGUACAACUAUGCUUUAAAGUAUUGGUGUUUUAAAGUACAACUUGAAAUCAUACUAUAACGUUAAAGGUACAAAUUGAAGUUGUACCAUAAGGGAAGUUAACAUUUAUGUUGUGGUACAACUUUAAGUUGUGAAGUUGUAACAUAACAUAAAUGUACAACUUUAGUUUGUACCAUACAAGCAAAAAGCAAAGCACCAAUGUUUUAAAGCAUUGUAAAAUUCCUCUUGAAUUAGAUGUGACAGAGAUGUUAAUUAGCGCAAUCCAUUUCUUUUCAGGGAAGGCCUUGCUUAGUGCCUAGAUAGGCACGAGAAAGAUGGCUCAAAUGAGGAAGAGACACACUAGGCUUUGGUAGAGUCCUCCAAGCCCAAAGAGGCGGUGUGGUCCAUUCGAUCAAAUCCCAAAUGAUUGAUGCAUCAAAUGUGACUUUGUACUUGGGGCAAUGCCCAUGGAUUGUCUGGGUGGGUAUCUUCAAUGUCUCAAACAUCCUGGAUACUUUCGAGCAUCCAUUACUCGUCCCGAAUACCACAAUAAAUUUCCGCCUAAGGUCCAAGUAUAAACCUUAGUCGAGUGCAAUACAGGAUAAGUAUGUUUAAAUAUCGACUCGGGCCGGUCCGUCUACCCCUACUUCAGUCGUUUGAAUCAUUAUCCAACAACUCGGUUUUAGUUGAAAAGUUUGCUAAUUAAAGUAAAGCCAGACAAAAGGGAAUGGUUUUGAAAGCUCUUUUGUGAGAAGGAUCACUCGGGUGUCGCUUCCCCCUAACUACUACCAUGGUAUGUGAAUCGAAACGAUUGCUAUGGGUAAGGUGGUCGUGAACAACUAGGGGAUUCAAAUAUGGCCGUAGGCCACACUCAUGAUUGCUAAACCGAGGAAUACAUUAAAGGCUGUCACUCGGCCCUCUCUGUUUGGGCAAUCAAUAGUUGGCUUACUCCCUCACUCAACCCAAGGGUUGGUCGGCUCAAUUGCGCUUAACCAAAUUGCUUAAUCCCAAAUUGAGGUUUUCCCUAAAUUAACCUAGAUAUAUGACUUAAAAAUCCCUAGGAAUACCAACUCAAUUGAGCCUCCCUUGAAGGGGAUUUUCCCUCUCUAAUCUAGGUUAAUUGGCUAAUUAGAUUGCUAAGCACACCCAUGCACAACCCUUAGAUUGCUAAGCACAAACAUGCACAAUCAACAUGAAUAAUACCUCGAUCAUUGAAUUAAACAAAACCCAUAAACAAUCAUUCAAUUCACAUAACAGAAAACUACAUGGUAGCUAGUUAGGGUUUCACAACACCCAAGUGAAAAAGAAAUCUACUCCAUGCUAGAAAGGGAAGAAACACAAGGGGAAGAGGUGGAAACCAUCAUGAAGGAGGCUUCCCAUCUUCUUGGCACUUGUUUUGCAUUUCUCUUGGUGAGAAUCUCCCCAAAUCCAAUCUUGGAGCAAAACCCUAGCCUCCUUCUCCUUUGGUUCAUCUUUCUCUCUCUAAAAUAUGAAGAAGGCUUUCUCACUCAAGUGGGCUCUCCCCUCUCUCUUCCUUUCAGAUCAUCUUUUAAACAGAGAAAGAGCUUAGUUCAUGGCCCUAGUUCACGACCGUGAACUCUCAAAUGCGUUCGUGAACUCCAAAAGGGCGCCGAAACGCACCGCUUCGUCUGCACGUAGUUCACGGUCAACGGCUCCUGUUCACGGUCUUAGUGACCGUGAAAUCAUCUUGCGUCAGUAACCUCUUGAAAUGCAAUGGACGCCUCGACAUUCACGGGCAACAGCUCUUCUUCACGGUCAUACAAGACCGUGAACAUCCAGGGAAAACAGUGAACUCGCCGUUUUUCAUCUCUUCUCCCGGUUUUCGAUCCUUUUCGUCCAACUUUCGACUCCGGGGCUGGUUUCACCAGUUAAAUAAUGAAACAUGCUAAAACAUGAGAAACCUAGCGUAAAACCACCCUUUUAGGAGCGAAAUUGCCACAAACGCUAAGGAAAACGAGGUAAAACAUGUACAAUUAGGCGCGAAUCAAUCCACCCUGGCAUUGUCAGGUUCACGAUGGCUUAUACUAGCAUUACGACGAGUUGAUCAUAGCAAAAUGAAGCAAAAAUGAGUUGAUCGUAGUAUGAUCGAACGAGAAAAUCAAACCAUUAGGAGUCCGUGCAGUACCUAAGCCGUGUACAUGCACCUGGGUGGAAUCUUCAUGUAGUGACCAAGUUUGAGGUCCGACAAGAAAGACAAAUCAUGAACUGUACUAAUCCUACCAUAUAUCUUGAACAACAAUUUAGCCAUUGGCUUCCUUGGCAAGACAUAGCCGAAUAUGAAGUGGGUUAUGAUGUCACAGCCUGGUUGCCACAUUCCCAAGUCACCAACUAGAUUAUUAGAAUCUUCCUUGUUGGAGAAUCACAUUCAAGGAAUUAGAUCACAUAUAUAAUAUACCUGGUUGGUGGUUGCCUGAAUGACAACAAUGGGUUGCCUGAAUGUCACUCUCGAUUUACUCAUAUAUUGAUGGAAAUUUUAAUUUUAUAAUUCUAUGCAUAUAUUUUCAUUAUGGGUUGUCAGCCCUCGAAAGUUUGGUCUCGGGUACUCAACGACAUAUGUAGGGGAAGUUCUCUCCAUCUCAGGUAACUCACAUCCUAAGUUGACUCAAGCCUACUCCCGAUCUAGUUCAACUUUGAUUCACUAAACCUGGAUGAACUGUUCAACAAAAUGAAGGUAGCAAAGGAAUCCUCAUUGGGGCGAGUGGCCAACUCGUUCGAGAAGCUGGAACCGCAAUAGGUCGAGUGUUAUACCUUAAUAUUGUUUGCAUUACGACUCAUAAAGUUUUAUAUAUGAACACUUUAUGUUAUGUAUAACGAAUUACUAUAUAUAACAAAAUUAUUUUAUAUAAUAGUUAUGUUAUAUAGAAUUCUAAAAUAUAACAUAUAUGUCAAACAUUAUGCAUGUAUACUACAAUAUUUAAUUAAAGAUAUAAUUUCUUUAAUGUUCCUUUCUUCUUAAAUUGUACAUAUUUUUCUCAGAUUGCAAGCACUGCAAUAUAUGUAACCAUAUAAUAUGAUGUGUGUAUGCUAUUGCAGUUCUUAUCAAUCAAUUCCACCGUUCUAAGGGAGACAAGAUGGUUAAGUAUGUUUAUGUCUUUUCCAUAUUCUUUCUCGUGUCAUAUUAGAGACGAAGAAUUUUCAAUGUUGUUGAAGUCCAUCACUCUGACUCAGGUGCUAUAAUUGUUGUCGUUGUGCUGGAAUCAACUUCAAGGGUUGUUUAAGUCCUUUUUUUCCAGAUUCAUUGGGCUUGCUUUGAGUGGUUCUUUCAUAUUUCCAAACUGCAGUAGCAACUGCACUCGGGUAUACCAAUUUGUAAUCAAUUAUCAACACCUGAAAAAAUAAAGUUUUAUCUGAUGAAAAAAGCACGAAUUUGGAGCCAAACAUCAAUGAUAAGUGAAUCUAUCUCUUAGGAUGUUUACCUUCCUUAGAGGAACAAGACCAAACAGCCCAACAAAAUUGCUGUAAAAAAGAAAACCUAUCAUCCAAAUAACAACACUCUUUUAUGCUCCUUUAAUUGUUUCCCUCUGAAUUUGUCCAAGACUGUUCAUAGGUCUUCUUCUUCAUUCCCAGCAGAUAUGAACCAAAUCUGCUUGCAGUCGAAAAAUAGAGAGGACUGCAAGUUUCUAUUUAAUAUAUCAAUAAAUACACCAAGAAGCAACAAACUUUGAAGACAUUCAAUAUUCUAACAUGCAAAAGCCAUGCUAUAACAAGCUACAACACACGUCUGAAUCAAAGUGCUCUCUUGUUUGAUGAAGGGUUUGGAGACAAACCCAGUUUUUCCAAUAGCAUGGUCCAUGUCUUGACAAACACAAAGCCAACCAGGGCAGCACAUAUGUUGAAAUUUGGGACUAGGCCAGUUUUCAGAGCCAGCUUCAUCACAAUGAUGUUGUAGAUAACCCCGAUGACAAUGUUGGCCACAAGUCCUCUGACGUUGGCCUGCUUCGUCCAUGGAGCAAUCCUCCUCACUUCCUCUUCUUUUUCCUCUCAUGCUAGAGGAGGAGCUUCAUUUGAGAUGUUCGUCUCAUGUACUUCCUCUUCCAUAUCUUGUAUCUUCUGGUCUCAUGUGUUACCAGCGUCCUCAUUUCCUACAUUUUCUCCUUAUAACUGGUAUGAUCCCUCAUUUCUUGACUCAUUCCCGCUCUUCUUCUGUUUGCUUGCAAUAACCACACACCAAUCAGUAACUCAAUCGAGAUAGAAACCAGACAGGUAAGUAAUAGAUGUGUAUUACACAUAGCAAGAGGUAUCUUUGGUUUUUCACUGCUAGCUUGGAUUCUUCUUCUUCGUCGUCGUUACUAUUUCAUAGCAGAGUCACACUGUAUCUUGAUUUUUUAAGGAGAUUGAAGGACUGCAUGAAUAAAAAACUAACGAGUUACGUCGGAGUAGUGAUACCUCUUUUAAUAAUCUGGUAGUGAUAUACUGAGCAGAUAGGCCACUCUACUAUUCCGGUAAGCGAUUGUAAUUGCAAUAUGCAUGUCUCUGCAUUUUUGUUAAUAGAUUUAAGAAAGAAUUUCAAUUGGU
Molecule: messenger RNA, 5930 nt
Organism: Linum trigynum
Lineage: Eukaryota; Viridiplantae; Streptophyta; Magnoliopsida; Malpighiales; Linaceae
Source: the annotation of a GenBank genome assembly